Molecule: messenger RNA, 3262 nt
Organism: Sebastes umbrosus (honeycomb rockfish)
Lineage: Eukaryota; Metazoa; Chordata; Actinopteri; Perciformes; Sebastidae
Exons: 6
Coding region: 301-1440 (379 amino acids)
Source: RefSeq, a predicted model, not a curated record
AAUAUGUUUCUGUCUCAUAAUAUGUGUGGAGAAGGUUGGUCCACGGAGAUACUAACUCUCACUAGUCAGUGGAGCUCUGGGACCUUCAACCUGAAGAACUGGGGAUGAUAGAAUCACAUCAUCAGCACCGGGAGGGGGCGCUCUGUCCUCUGUCCUCCAUAUGCCAGUCAACUAUUGAUCCGCAGAAGAAGAAGAGGAAGAAGCAGAAGAAGAAGGCGAAGGCCUCGGUGACUAGCAGCUGAGCCGGUCUGGUGGGUCUAGCAGCAUGUUUGAGUUGUUAGACUGAUCCUGUCUGUCGUCAUGGAGGAGUUCAGUGAGAACUGCUGCCGCGAAGCUGAAGGACAUGACGGGACAAACAGCAGAGAUGUCCCUGAGCCUGUGUGUGGGACAGGGGACCCCGCGGAGACAGUCCCCCGGGGGCUGUUAUCCUCUCAUCAGGACCAGAGGAAGAAGCUGGUCCUGCAUGUGGACCUCAACAACACCAUCCUGGUGUCGGACACUGUGACGGCUCAGGGCCCGGUGGCGGCCCUGGAGGGCUUCCUGUCCACGGCCACCUGGGGACAGAUGAGCGGACAAGGGAAGUGGGAAUGGCUGAGUGACUCGGCCUCCCUGCUCCCACCGUGCGACGGUGCUGUUAGUUACUACUCUCAGUUUGGACGGACGCCAGGUUUCACCUCCGCUGCAGGGCGGCGUUUCCGCGGGAUUCUGGAUGAGCAUCUGGAUCUGCUCCGCUGGCCCGAGGGCACCAAGGGAGACAGAGAGCUGUCUGUGAAAGGAGAGGGUGGACAGCUGUACCACUGGCUCCUCCCCUCCUUCUUCCAGCUGCUCAAAGACCUGGUGGAGGAACGAAGGGACUUUGCAAUCAUUUUUCGUACGUUUGGAACCGACCUACCUCGUGUGCUGAGAGCUUUAUCCAGAGCGCUGAACGAAGGGGCUCAUCCACUGUUCCCUGAUCUGCCUGAUCUCAAGUUAAAUCUGAAUAUGACUCCGGGGAAGAUUCGCUGCAGCAAGAGGGGAAUCGUCCUGAGCCGAGGCGAGGACCGCAUGUCAAGCCGUGAUGGAGAAAGAGGCCUGUACCAGUACCUGAGCUCAGUCGAGGGCCUGGGCGGUUUUAAUGACCACUUUGACUGGUGGGCCAGUAAUUCCUUCUCCAUCCGUGGGGGGAAGCCGUUGUGGGUCGACCCCUUUGACCAACAUGUUCAGCACAUCUUCAUAGACCACAACAUCCGUCAGAACGACGAGGAUACCAUCGUUCAUCCCAAGGUUUUCUUGGAUCCAGGUGGCGCUGAGACUCGUACAGCGUGCACCUCUGAGCUCUAUGACAUCACACUGGUCCAGACCGACCUCCUCCAGGCCAUUUCUCACCCAAGCUACUUCACUCGGCGCGUCCACAUCUGCCUGGAAAACUAUGAGAGGAACCUCCAGCAGGGGGCAGGCUAGGACACAGUCCACCUGUACAGUAUGUUCCUGUUUGUAGGUAGAGCAGGCAAGGACACAGUCCACCUGUACAGUAUGUACUGUUCGUAAUGUAGGUAGGGCUGUUACACACAAAGGUUGAUGACUUGUUGAAGGACUGCAGUUCAUCAAACCACAGAUGUGGAGGACGGUUACAAGAAUAAAUGAACAUGAAUGAUAAGUAGGAUUUAGAUUAAUCUACACACACCGUAUCUGCUGCAGGGGAGCAGUAACAGGACGUCAGCGUAUACGAAGGGCCCUUCACAGAUGGACUGCACUGUCUGCUGUCCGAAGGUGAACCGCCACUAAAAGAGUUUUUGUCUCGAUUAAGCACUGAAGUGGCCGAGCCAGACUGCAUUGAAGGCUCUGUGGCUAAUCACAGGAUAAUUACCCUAACUCUCUGAAAUCUGAGUCAGACAGCAGAACUGGGGUCAGAUAAAACCCUCCAUGUAUUGCAUUAGUUGUCUUCAUCUGUCAUCCUCCGCGUGUGACGCUUUCAUGUAGCUUCUCCUUUACUGUAAGAUUGAUUUCUCUUCAGCUGUCAGCCAUCGUCUGCAUUGUUUACAUCCACUCAGAACUGAAAGGUGAUACUUGAAUAUGUCCAGAUGACUGAAAAAGAAUCUGUAUGAGUUUGUAACUGAAGAGAAAUACCUCAAAGUGCUCCAUAAACACAUUAUGAAGGCAUCACAUUAGAAAAAAUGACUUCAAAUAUGAAUACAGUCUAAUGUGACUAUAUCAGAAUCACACUAGUGGAUAUUAUUAGACUCAUAACGACAGGUCAGAGUAAUCCAGCGUACUCAGUAACAUCUAUAGACAUAUCAUUGGGUUGAACAGGAGUUUGUGUUUUUAUUGUUUGACACACUGGAUAAGUUGAAUUUGUGUGGAAGUUAAUAAUUAUUAAGUAUAUUAUAGUGAGUACUUACUUUGCUUUUAAGGGUUUUAGGAUUUACUUAUUGUUGAGCUUUCAGGGGAAGUUUGAAUUCCUAUUUUUUCUCAGGUCAAAAUUUAGAGAGACAGCUGAAUGCAAUAGUGUUAAUAAUCUAAAGACAAAAUAGGGUUAAUAAGGUUUAUUAGAACAGUGGAGUGAUGAUACGCUUUUAUCACGGAAGUGAAGACGUUGGUAAAAUGAAAAUAUCCGUAUCAAAUUGUCAUACAUCACAUAGUAGGUCUGUCAGAGCAUCACAACAUUGAAUAUGUUCAUUUCUGAAAUCAUUGUUGCAUUUUAUAGUGAAAUGAUCAUUAUGAUAUAAGGGUUAGGGUUAAUAUUAAUAAUGCUGUCAAUCAGUUACUAAUUCUCAACAAACAGCAGCCUGCAGAGGUCAUUCCUUUAAUUAUUAUACAAGAAAACAAAUAUGCAAUUCAUGAAGGAGUGUUUGAAAUGAUGUCGAGCAAGUAUGACUUCUACUGUCACGUAUUAUUCAAGACAUCAAACUGUGGAUGUAUUUAAAUGACUAAAGUUUGAUCAACUAAAAUACAGUAAUACUGUAUUUCUGAAGAAUGCUUGCACAUGAUGCGUUGACUAAAUGAUCUGUAGGCUUGGUAAUAAGCAAUGCAACUCAUUAUAACUGAGCUAAUAUACAGUAUAUAAGAGGUGGUAGCAGGAGGACUGAGCAUGGGAGGUUUUGCACACUGAAACUGACUAAACUAAAAUAUUUCAGUACUGUGCGUUAACGUCUCACCGACACCAGCUGGUUGUCAUGGAUUCUGAUGCAUUUGAAUGACAUCACAUCAAAACUUGAAAACUGUCAGCUUAUUUAUUUUUCUGAUAUUUCCAUUCGGGGUUAAAUAAAUGUCUGUUUUUUGUAAA